CUCUCUCUUUCUCCCUCAUUUCCCCCAAAUCAACAAAAACCCUAAACUCUCCUCCCUCUCCUCUCUCGGCUAUGUCGCCGCCUCAUCCGUCGCCGCCACCUCGCGGCCGUCCGGCGAGCAGGGCUGUCGCCUGUGGUGACGCUCGGCGCCGCUCCACCCCUCUCUGUUCCUUUCUAUCUCUUUUUCUUUCUCCAUCGGCGGAAAUCGCCGCCUCUCUGCCACCGGGGCUCCUCAGUCGCCGCCGCGACUCCGCCUUCCUCUCUGUCUUUCUCUCUCCGCCCCGCUCAUGCCACCGCUGUAGCAGCGAGCGCGGCGGCGCACCGCCGCCAUGCCCGACCGAUCUCCUUCCUCCCUUGCUCGGUCGCCACUGCCGCGGAAUCCACCGGCACUCUUCCCUUUUCGGGUAUGUCGCCGCCGCCGCCGUUAUUCCGUCAGAUAAGGUUGUAGUGGCGGUUCGGAGUGUGGGGUUGUCCAACGGAGAGCCGAAGCUUGCUGCCGGAAGUCCGGCAGAUUCACCUCCUCCAGUUAUUUUGUAGGUGAAAGAAAAGGCUUGGCUGCCUUGCUGCUGCUUUGAGACGUGGGCCAUGCUAUCCCGGGCUCGACGGCUCGUUCGGAUAUGGCGCGGUGGUAGUGCGGCGUGGGCUCGGGAAAAGAAAUCCAAGUGCAAGCUACCCUAGACUUUAUUUCCUUGAGCUUUCGGUUCAUUCAAGAGUAUUGUAACAUUAAUAUCCCAUCUCAUCCUUUUGUAAGACCAUCAUGAACUUCCAAAGAAACAAAUUUUUGGGCAUUAUGUGGACCUUUUCUUUCGGGAACACUUGAAUAGCAUUCCUUUUUUU
Salvia hispanica is the source of this 836-nucleotide messenger RNA. NCBI's taxonomy places the organism in Eukaryota, Viridiplantae, Streptophyta, Magnoliopsida, Lamiales, Lamiaceae. The record is from RefSeq and is a predicted model, not a curated record.